Coturnix japonica (Japanese quail) is the source of this 2005-nucleotide messenger RNA. RefSeq names its product nuclear receptor binding protein 1 (gene NRBP1). The record is from RefSeq and is a predicted model, not a curated record. Gene Ontology annotation, biological process: protein phosphorylation. NCBI's taxonomy places the organism in Eukaryota, Metazoa, Chordata, Aves, Galliformes, Phasianidae. Gene Ontology annotation, molecular function: ATP binding; protein kinase activity.
GACGGCGCGUUACGCAGCGCGGCGGUUGGGGCGGCCGUCGGCGGAGCGUUCGGGGACCGGGAGGUGCCGGCUGGGCCCGGCAGGAGCGGCCCGUGCUCGGGAAUAGCGGCAAUAGCGGCCUUCAACAGCUGGGACAGCAUCGGGGACCUGCUGUAGGUUGGGGGAGCGGCUUUAGUCGGCUGGUGCUUCGACUCAUCAUGUCAGAGGGCGAGGCCAAACAGGCGCCGAGCGGCGGCUCCGACCCGAAACCGGAAUCCGCUUCGUCAGGACCGGGGAUGACCUCGGUGUCUGCUCCCGUGACUUCCUCGGCGCCCCCGGAGGAGGAGGAGGAAGAGGAAGAGAGUGAAGACGAGUCCGAGAUCCUCGAGGAAUCCCCAUGCGGCCGAUGGCAGAAGCGGCGUGAGGAGGUGAAUCAACGCAAUGUGCCAGGCAUUGAUAGUGCCUACCUGGCUAUGGAUACAGAAGAAGGUGUGGAAGUUGUUUGGAAUGAGGUUCAGUUUUCUGAGCGGAAGAACUUUAAACUUCAGGAGGAGAAAGUUAAAGCAGUGUUUGACAACUUAAUUCAGUUGGAACAUCUGAACAUCGUAAAGUUUCACAAAUACUGGGCUGACGUGAAGGAGAAUAAAGCCAGAGUGAUCUUCAUCACUGAAUAUAUGUCUUCAGGGAGCUUGAAACAGUUUCUGAAGAAGACAAAGAAAAACCACAAAACUAUGAAUGAAAAGGCCUGGAAGCGAUGGUGUACCCAGAUCCUUUCUGCUCUCAGCUACCUCCAUUCCUGUGACCCUCCAAUCAUCCACGGCAACCUGACCUGUGACACUAUCUUCAUUCAGCACAACGGAUUGAUCAAAAUUGGGUCAGUCUUUCAUAGGAUAUUUGCUAAUGUGGCACCAGACACGAUAAACAACCACGUGAAGACGUGUCGGGAGGAACAGAAGAACCUGCACUUCUUUGCUCCGGAAUAUGGAGAAGUUGCCAAUGUUACCACUGCUGUGGAUAUUUAUUCCUUUGGGAUGUGUGCCCUGGAGAUGGCCGUGCUGGAAAUACAGGGUAAUGGAGAGUCAUCUUACGUGCCCCAGGAGGCUAUUAACAGUGCCAUCCAGCUGCUGGAGGACCCCUUGCAGAGGGAGUUCAUUCAGAAGUGUCUAGAACAGGACCCAGGCAAACGCCCUACGGCCCGGGAGCUCCUUUUCCAUCAGGCAUUGUUUGAGGUGCCAUCCCUAAAGCUGCUCGCCGCUCACUGCAUCGUUGGCCAUCAACAUAUGAUUCCUGAAAACGCAUUAGAAGAAAUGACCAAAAACCUCGACAUGAGUGCAGUGCUGGCAGAGAUCAACCACGCCGAUAGGGAAGGAGUCAAAAUGAUCUUCUCCCAGUCUCCAGCACUGGAGCUGGACAAGUUCCUGGAGGACGUCAGGAAUGGUAUCUACCCACUCACGGCUUUUGGGAUGCCGCGACCUCAGCAGCCCCAGCAGGUGGUGGUGAAGUCUCCCAUUGCUCCACCAUCAGUAAAAACCCCAACUCCGGAGCCAGCGGAGGUGGAAACCCGCAAGGUGGUGCUGAUGCAGUGCAACAUCGAGUCAGUAGAGGAGGGAGUGAAGCAUCAUUUAACACUGCUGCUGAAACUGGAAGACAAGUUGAAUCGACACUUGAGUUGUGACCUGCAGCCCAAUGAUAAUAUCCAGGAACUGGCAGCUGAAUUGGUCCAGCUUGGAUUCAUCAGUGAGGCUGACCAGAGCAGACUUACCUGUUUACUUGAAGAGGCGUUCAGCAAGUUCUACUACACCCGGAACGGGGCUCUGACGGCAGUGACGGUGUCAUCGUAGCAUCCCUUGGCUCCAGGGCGGCCGGUGCAGCUUUGUUGCCUGUCACCCCUUGUGUGUCUGUCCAUCACCAUAGGGCAUCAACAAGCCCCCAGCUGCAGUGCUUGGAAGCUCGUCCUGCAUGUGCUGUGGCUGGGCCCAGCAGCUCAUCCCUGCCCGCCUAUUAAAGGGGACUUUGCGCAUCAGUA